Clupea harengus (Atlantic herring) is the source of this 4728-nucleotide messenger RNA. RefSeq names its product nucleolar protein 4-like a (gene nol4la). NCBI's taxonomy places the organism in Eukaryota, Metazoa, Chordata, Actinopteri, Clupeiformes, Clupeidae. The record is from RefSeq and is a predicted model, not a curated record.
CAGGUGGGAGAUACCCGUUUCGUAGGACGGCCCCCUCUUUCAGUUCCUCAGCGGAUGAUGUGAGCGAGUGACAUUUGCCGUUGCGGUUUGGGACAGCAGGCGAAUCUGCAAACAGGUGUGCGGCUGCCCGAAUCCAGCUCAGACGCCUUUUUCCUGCUUGUUCGUGUGGAAAGCCUACCUAGGUCUCGAAACAAUCAUCUUCUUAGCGGGACGGGGAGAGGAGGGGGAGUUUGUUCCCAUUUCAGUUGCUGGUAUUCAAAUAGGCUAUUUUCUUUCCAUCAGGCUGUACAACAAAGGGAUAAGGUCCAUAGAGAAAACGCUAUGACAACUAAAAAGACAUGCACGGAUUUAACGAAAAGGAGCCGAAGCCCCGUCGUUUUAGAGGCGGAGAUGUUCAGGGAAUUUCAGGACUGGUGUCUCCGGACUUACGGGGACUCGGGUAAAACAAAGACGGUCACCCGCCGAAAAUACAACAAAAUUAUGCAGACUCUUUUGCAGAACGACGACUCAGACGGCGUUUACGUUGAUAAUAGCCACAUCAAUGCCAAAUUCAAAUUCUGGGUGAAGUCAAAGGGGUUUCAGGUCGGAAACAACAUUCUGGGCGAGCACAAGAAAGGAGCAUCGGGGAAGCCCGUCCUGUACGUUCCUGUCAAAUCAACGUGUUCAGAUGGCAGCGCGACCCAGGACAGCUCCCUGAAGCGAGUGGCGGUGGUGGAGGACUUCUUCGACAUCAUCUAUGCCAUGCAUGUGGAGAUGGGGGCCGAUCCUGGUCGAGCCCCCAAGCAUGCGGGCCAGAAGAAGACCUACAAGGCGAUUGCGGAGACAUACGCCUUCUUACCCAGAGAGGCUGUGACCCGUUUCCUGAUGAGCUGUGGAGAAUGCCAGAAGAGGAUGCACAUCAACCCCAGCACUGCAGAGUUCAAAGAAAAUGACCGCCCCACUUCUCUGGUCCCAGACCUCAUUGACUAUAACAUGCCUCUUACUGCCACCUACCUGAAACAGAUGAAACUGCAAUGCAUGAAUGCCAACGAGCAGGAUGACAGUUCGGUGAGCAGUGAAGACAUGGACAUGGCAGAGCCGGCGUGGGUCUCUGCUGAGCGCGCUCCCGCUCCCGCUCCACCUCCAGCUCCAGUCGCCGCUCUCAUUCUGGCUGCCGCCGCCGCCGCCGCGCCUCACCCCAGCCCGCCCAGAUACAGCCCCCAGCCCGCCAUCAAAGAGGAGGAUGACGACUCAUCCUCGGAGAAUGGCAGCGCCAAUGGCCUACCCGCCCUGACUCCGGCGGGCGCUGCAGUGGUGCCUGGGGUGGUUGCCGUGACAACCGCCGAGGGGGCUCUGCCGUACAGGGAGGUGAACGGGAACGGGACGGUGGCAGCUCCACUGGACUUCAGCACCACUUCCUCCUCUUCCUCGUCUGAAGACCAGCAUCCCGGGAAUGUGACGGACAGGUUGCUGCCCCCCCACUCAGGGGGGCUGACCAUAGAGCCCUAUCACGCCGAGCCCACCAGGAAGUACCCGGUCAAGACAGAGUAUGGCAACAAGUCUCCUCAGUACAGCUCAGGGAGCUAUGACUCGGUGAAGACUGAAGUGAGCACGUGUGCCGAGGAGCUGACGUCCGCUCGGGCCCAGGCCAUGGAUGAUGACGAUGAUGACCACGACGACCACGACGACAGUGACAAAAUCGCAGAGGGCUUGGACCCAGAGAGACUGAAAGCCUUUAAUAUGUUUGUGCGUCUCUUUGUGGACGAGAACCUGGAUCGCAUGGUGCCCAUCUCCAAGCAGCCCAAGGAGAAGAUCCAGGCCAUCAUCGAGUCGUGCAGCCGCCAGUUCCCCGAGUUCCAGGAGCGCGCCCGCAAGCGCAUACGCACCUACCUCAAGUCCUGUCGCCGCCUGAAGAAGACUGGCUUCGAGACUCGUCCCACACCCCCCCACCUCACCUCUGCCAUGGCUGAGAAUAUCCUGGCUGCUGCCUGUGAGAGUGAGUCACGCAAUGCUGCCAAGAGGAUGCGACUAGACAUCUACCAGACCAAUGACGAGCAGAUCUCCAUAGAUAAGCCCAGCUCCAGGGACCCGGCCGCUCUGGCCCACUCAGGCUUCGCUCUGGCUGCCUCUGCCUACGCCCAGGACCAGCUCUACACCAACGGUGGGCUCAAUUACAGUUUCGGUGGUUACGGGGCCCACGGGGGCAGCCUGCAGAACAGCGGCACAACACAGAGCAAUGGUCCCACAGAUCUAAGUAUGAAGUCCCUGGCCUCCAACUCCUCCACCUCCUCCAGCUCUAACAGUCACGGUCAGGGCGGGGGUGGCGGGGGGGCCUCGGCCCAGCUGAGCGCCCCAGAGGUGACGGCUGUGCGGCAGCUCAUUGCCGGCUACCGUGAGUCCGCCGCCUUCCUGCUCCGCUCAGCAGACGAGCUCGAGAACCUGAUCCUCCAGCAGAACUGAACCGGGCCACACUCACACACACACAAACAGACAACACACACAUGCCGGACCAAACCGAGCCAAUUCGUGCCGAACCGAACCUGGUUGUGACCCUGGUGUCAGCCUGCCUCUUGUUCCACACACUCUCACUCAUUUUUGCCCAGAUGUUUACCUGUGCAAAUAACAGAGUCAGUGAAGACACACAAACACGGUCAGAAACAGCUCUCUCUCUCUCUCUCUCUCUCUCUCUCUCUCUCUCUCUCUCUCUCUCUUUCUCUCUGUGUCCCAUCCUUGCCAUCACCACGGUCAUUGCAAACCAACACUGGUUUUCUGGAGAGGAGGGGAAGAGUACAGAAAAGUCUUUCCCAAAAGCACAAAGCUAAGAGAAAGAAGGUGAGAGGGAAAUAGAAAGAAGUGGCGUUUGGCUUUCUCGCUCAAAACAAACAGUUUUCCUCUUUUUUUUUCCUUUUUUAAAAAGAUACUCUGACUGUUCUCACCACUUCCAGCUCUCUCAGCCCCACGAUCCUUUGGUUCCCCGCUGGGCUCAGAGGUGGAGGUGCGAUUCCUCUUGGACCUAUGCAUUGCACUCAGCACCGUUAUGAUUGAAUCACAAGACCCCCCCCCCCCCCCCACCGCUCGCUCCUCUGACAAUCACGUGGCACCUCAUCGGACCAUCGCCUUGUAUGUGUAGCAUAGCUGUUGUCCGCCCCCAGAUUACCACCAAGAAUGACACAUCCCAUAGACGGGGAUGACAUACCCAUCCAGAUUUUUGCUCAGACUUGACAGGAAAGGUCGGACAGGAAAAAUGGAGGGAGGGGGGAAGGCUCAACAACGAAUACAUGAAAUCAACAGAAAACAGAUGGUGUACAGACAGAACUAGUGAGCUGUAGAGCAGGUUUCAGCAGUAGGUCUUCUUCAGUCAUCAGGACUUAUGUAGCCCUAGAAUGAUUCCAUACACCUUUAACAUGUCACUCCAUCCAUCAUCGUCCUCCAAUGAGAUUUUGGGUGGCAGGUCUCGAUUCACGCCUCAUUCACGUUUGACUGUUUUUGCUAUUUUUUCACUUUUAAUGUUCAAUUCAUUCAUUGAACUUUUCUCUGUUAUUUUCUGGACUCUGCUGCUACCAACCUGAACAGCAGGUGCAUUUGGACCACGAGCCUCUUAGCCUAUGAAUGCCGGAGACAUAACACAAAAGACCAAGACAAAAAAUAAGAGAAGAAAAGUGCAAAACGGACGGAACAGAUCGUCAUUGCGGAAUUCGCAACUGGUUCACUCUCUGUGCAGCUACUUCAGGACUUCGGACUUAGAAACCUUGUUGGGGCUGGACUUUUACUGGCUGUAAGGGUUCUUGCAUAAGUGUGACCUUAGCCUCCAUACUGUAACUCACCUCGGUUGCCAUCUAUCCUUGGACUGACUGCAGGCAUGUAAGGGCUCACUGAGAAGCUUCCCUAAUGACGGCCGACUCCAAAGGGCCCAGAGUCAACCACUAUACAAGAGUGUUCAGUUCAAGUGCCCAUCCCUCCUAGGUUAACUGCUGCCAUACCACAGUCCACUCUCUCAGUCAUACCCAAAAUGGCAUAACUGAAGAAAUGCCGUAUUUUGCAGAUUGUAGCAUAGGCCUGAAGGAUUUUCUUAAGUUAAUGAAUCCAACUCCAUUAGAGCCUUUGUGUUGUUUAGUACCGUUGAAGCCACAGGAAUGAAAUGUCGGAUGUGGCAAUGCUUCACAGCAGGGAUUGCCAAUUGUAAGCAUAGAUGUAGAUUAGUGUAGAUGGGUCGCAAGCGCCCAAGUGCCAUGUUCAUAACCACCUUUCUUACUGCCUGUUCACGGUCACCCACUACUUAAACCCAUGCUUUGCUGUGGAUAUGUUUCAGCACUUCAGUCAGUGCAUGAGCGCAUCCUUUGCCAAUCAUUUUUCAUGGGUCAAGGACCAAACACAUCAAAUGCAGAGGGUCCCCUGCAUGACACAUUACAAUCUAUUCUGUUUCUGUGGUUAGAAGCAACAUUGCCCCUGUAACUGGGGGUAUGGGACAGGGAAGGGAGAGAAGUGAAAUGGUAACUAUGACAGUGCUCUCCAAUGAAAGCCAUGGUCUUUGACCACUCUGUAACAUUUAAUACAUUUACAAUGUAUCUAUUCUCAUCACCAGAGCUGACAAUACUAUUGAAGUGGAACAUAAAGUGCAAUCCAGAUGAUAAUCAAGAGAGAUUUAGUGGAUGCUGAAUGCACAUUAUUUUCACAUACACCAAACUACUAACAUGCUCACAGUAAGUCUUAUUCACACACACAUGCCUACAUUUAGCAUGGUAGCCAUAA